This is a messenger RNA of Perca fluviatilis (European perch), 1234 nucleotides long. RefSeq lists its product as uncharacterized. Gene Ontology annotation, molecular function: GTP binding. The record is from RefSeq and is a predicted model, not a curated record. Bases 370 to 972 code for a protein of 200 amino acids. Lineage: Eukaryota; Metazoa; Chordata; Actinopteri; Perciformes; Percidae. The transcript has 3 exons.
CCAACCCAGGACCAGCCUGAUUCACCAGGGCAGGCACAGACAGUCAAAGAGCUGCUGGUGAAGUCCAGUCCCCUCCCAACCCAGGACCAACCUGAUUCACCAGCUGACCGGAGGGUGGUGCUGAUCGGUCUUCUCGGAGCUGGAAAAAGUUCCUCUGGGAACACCAUCUUAGGAUCAAAUCGGUUUAAAUCAGUCAGUGCUGAGACUGUCUCUAAGUCAGCAGAGGUUGAGGGCCGUCAGGUCACAGUGGUUGACACUCCAGGAAUCACUGAUCCAACCGGUAAUUGCCUGUAUGAGGGGAUCAGGAAGUGGAUAGCAGAGGCCAGUCCAGGACCACAUGUCUUUGUUAUUGUGGUCAGAAUCGGCAGCAUGUUUACAGCAGACAUCAAACUGUUCAAGCUGCUGAAACAACUGUUUGAAAGAGAUGCUCUGAAGUACUCCAUGGUGCUUUUUACUCACGGAGACGAGCUGGGAGGUCGGUCCAUUGAUGGUUUGAUCCGGUCCAACCAACAUGUGUCUGACCUGGUCUCCAUGUGGUCGAGAUUCUGUGUGUUUGACAACAAAACUAAAAUAAGCAGAGAUCAGGUCAGAAACUUCCUGAGGAAAGUAGAUGAGAUGGUCUCAGAUAACGGUGGAGAACACUACACUGGUGAGAUGGCUCAGACAUUCCCAAAUGAAAGAAGGAAACUGUCAGGUAAUGCAGGACCAUCAAACAGCAGUGUAUGGGACAUAUUUAUGAAUCUCAUAGAGACUCAUGAAGAAGACGGUAUAAACCUGGCUGCAAUAGAAGAAGCAAUAGGAGAAGCAAUAGGAGAAGCAAUAGGAGAAGCAAUAGGAGCAGAAGUAGUAGCAGAAGUAGUAGCAGCUAUAGAAGCAAACGCAGCAGCGACAGCAGAAGAAACAGAAGCAGAAGAAACACUAGGAGCAAAAGUAUUGGAAGCAGCAUUGCCAGCAGUUGUAGGACCAAAAUAAGACCAAAUAAAAAAAAUUCAGAGGAUUAGUUAAUGUUUUCAUUUCAGACCAAAGAUUUGCGACAAGACGAGUUAACUUGUUGUAGCCGCCGGGUCUGCAGCGUUCUGAAAGCUGCCAGAUCCCACCAAUGAGAGGAGACGGUCUAUCAUCUCCAUGGCAACGCCUCUUUGUACUUCUGUUCUAAUUUCAGACUUUUAGGCUUUUUUGUAUCUUGAUAUAUCAUUUGUUUGUGAAAACACAUUUUAUUUCUCUGAUUCAGGGC